This is a messenger RNA of Pomacea canaliculata, 891 nucleotides long. Its product is annotated as keratin-associated protein 4-11-like. Lineage: Eukaryota; Metazoa; Mollusca; Gastropoda; Architaenioglossa; Ampullariidae. The coding region runs from base 1 to 891 and encodes 296 amino acids. Gene Ontology annotation, molecular function: peptidase inhibitor activity. The record is from RefSeq and is a predicted model, not a curated record. Gene Ontology annotation, cellular component: extracellular region. The transcript has 11 exons.
AUGUCGUCCCCUAAGAACUCCUGGAUGAGCGAUGAAACGGGAGAGGAGAGGAGAGUGGAAACCGUGCGUGCUGAUGUGUACGAAGCUGAAGAUUCAGAAGCAGGUCAGGUGCUUAGCUGGGUUGCACUCACACACCAGUAUAUCAAGAAUCCAUUCACAAAGGCAGGCAGGAAUGCUGCAGUGAACAUUCAGACUUGUCCCUCCGGUACAAUUUGUCGCCUCUACAACGAUUUAACAACAGCCAUCAUUUCCACCAAGUGCUUAAAGUUUGGCUUCUGUCCCGACCCUCUGUGGGGGGAGCAGCAAGGGGGAGGCAAGGCCCAGUGUCAAAGGUUGUGUGAGGAGGACACGGAGUGUCCAGGAUUACAGAGAUGCUGUACCGACCUGUACGGUUGUGGCAGACAAUGUCGAGACCCUCUUCCUGAGUACACCUGUGAUACCAAGAAAUGCGAGGAGGGUCAGUCGUGCAUCAUGGAGAGGACAAAAUGUAGCGGAGAAAAUUGUCUCGUGGCCACGUGCGUCAACGCCACCUGCAGUCCUCCAUGUGGCGAAGACCUCAACUGUGAGAUGGACGUGAACCCCACGUGUACCACAGGCCGGUGUCCGCUCAUCUGCCGCUGUCUGCCAAAACAACCAGUAUGCAUGCCCAUGUGCGAUGACGGGUAUUCCUGUAUCCUGACUCAACCACCCGGCUGUGCCUCACCGCCCUGUCCUAAAGUACCCCGGUGUCGACCCCAAUGCGACCCUCACCCUGGGGGCAUCAACGAGUCCAGCUGUGGCGUGUAUGAUGUCUGUACCCCGAAUCCAGCUCCCGGUCAAAGGCUCUGCUCCAAGAGUUCGGUCUGCUGUCGUACAAUAUGCGGGUACCGCUGUACUCCAUUACCCCGCUAA